AUAAGGAAAGUCGGCAUGGCUUGCGCCAUCGCGCUCCUGAUGAAACGAAUAGCGAGCGAAGUUUGUCUGAUCGAUCAAAACUCGGACAGGGCUGCCGCCGAAGCCGAAGACAUUCAACACGCUGGUGUCUUUCUGGGAUGCCCGCUUGUGACUGGCACAUCAGACGUCUACAAGGUGAAGGACUCGUCGGUGGUGGUGAUCGCGGUUUGCGAGCGGAAGCCGGCGGAGGAAUUGAACGUGAAACACAACGUCGAGGUGUUUAAGAAGAUCAUCCCCACUAUCGCGAAGUUGGCGUGUAAGGCGGUGUUGCUGGUUGUAAGUCAGCCGAUCGACGUGAUGUCGUACAUCACUUGGAAAUUGUCCAAGUUUCCCUCGAGCCGAGUACUCGGCACGGGGACUCUGCUCGACAGCUGCAGGUUGCAGGAUUUACUGAGUCAGAAGUUGGGAUUAGCGCGCAAGUCGAUUAGCUGCAUGAAUAUCGGCGCGCAGGGCGACACGUCCGUUUCCAUAUGGUCAAGCGUUCACGUGGCGGGCACGAAGAUACGCGACAUAAACUCAAGAAUGGGCGAAACCGACGAUCCUGAGAAGUGGCGUGACAUCGCCGAAGCUGUAAAUAAAACCGACGCUGAGCUUAAUCGGAGGAAAGGCGAGAAAGGGCCGAGCUGUUGGGCCCUGGGCUUCUGCACCGCUGAAAUAAUAGACGCUAUAGUCAGGAAUACCAAAAUGGUGCUGCCAGUGUCGACGUACAUACACAGCUGUUCCCACGGGACCGACAAGGACGUGUACAUGUCGGUACCCUGUGUUCUCGGCCGCGAGGGUGUGUACGCCACUGUGCGACAGAAGCUAAACGAUCAGGAAAAGGCAGCGGUGCAACAGUGCGCCGACAACAUCCGCGGUGUGCUGCGCGAGUGCGGCAUUCUUCGCGAAACGAACGACGUUGAGAAGUGA
This is a messenger RNA of Dinoponera quadriceps, 948 nucleotides long. RefSeq names its product L-lactate dehydrogenase B chain-like. The coding region runs from base 16 to 948 and encodes 310 amino acids. NCBI's taxonomy places the organism in Eukaryota, Metazoa, Arthropoda, Insecta, Hymenoptera, Formicidae. The record is from RefSeq and is a predicted model, not a curated record. The transcript has 6 exons. Gene Ontology annotation, biological process: carboxylic acid metabolic process. Gene Ontology annotation, molecular function: oxidoreductase activity, acting on the CH-OH group of donors, NAD or NADP as acceptor.